AAAAAAAUUCUUCGCUCUUCCCCCUUCCUCCUCUCUCUAGGGUUUCCUCUCCAUCGAUACCUCAUCGCUCGAUCCGUUCUCGGAAUUGAGGAGAAGGUUUCGGAUCGAUUCUCUCCAUUUCUAGGGUUUCCAAGAUCUCGCCUUGGGUGACUGGGGCGCGCAGUUUUUUAGGGCUUCCAUUGCCGACCAUGGAUCUACCCCCGGAGACCGACGAGUUCAUCAGGGAAUCGAUUGAGAGCUCCCUCGGCCUCCAAAUCUCCGCCAAGAACAUGCAGAUGAAGCUCCUCGCCUCCGAGGACGCGCGCCACCGCCUCCAAGAUCAGAUCUUCGUCCUCGAGGAGCGGCUCCGCGAAUCCGAGCGGCGGCUGGAGCAAUUUAGGGCGGAGGCGAGCAUGAACGCACAGGCGCUGAGGCGGUCCAUCGAGGAGAAGGAGAUGAUCGCGUCCGGGUACAAUGAGUCGAUCAACAACUGCGCAAAGUUGGAGAGAGAGUGCUCGCUCUACGAACGCGACCUCGAGAGGGUGAUGGAGUCGUACGAUGAAUUGGCCAAGGAGAACGAUGAGCUUCGAGCGAGGCUACAAGACAACUCUGCACUGACAUCAUUAGCUGCUGAAGUCGAAUCUCUGCAAAGGGAGAAGGAACAAGUGCGGAUUAAUCUCAAUAGAGCGGAAGCAGAGGUCAAGGUACUGUUCGACGAAAACAAGAUUUUGGAUGAAGAGAACAAGAGGCUGCUGGGGCUAUUGAAAAGAGAGAGGCAUCUCAUGGGAUCCGAGGGCAAGCGCUCCGCCAGCGCUUCAGCUAAAGGAAAGCGCAAAUCGAGUGUGAAGGACAGCAGCCCGACUGGUCGGGCACUUGAUUUCGGUUCUGCUGACUCUUCACGACAGCCAUUGUCGCCUCUACACCAGAACACGCCUGAUUCGCGAAUGCACAAGAAGUAGAACAAUGUUCGCUCCUUGGUCAAAUGCUGCUGACUCAGCCAACUGAUUUCACUCUUUGGCUAAUUUUACUUGGUUUUUGUUGUGGACUGUUAUUUCAUUGUGUUUUCAAGUGAUUGAUGUUCCAUUCUGGCACAUCUGGUUGCACA
This is a messenger RNA of Ananas comosus (pineapple), 1084 nucleotides long. RefSeq names its product tropomyosin-like. Bases 189 to 938 code for a protein of 249 amino acids. The transcript is spliced from 5 exons. The record is from RefSeq and is a predicted model, not a curated record. Lineage: Eukaryota; Viridiplantae; Streptophyta; Magnoliopsida; Poales; Bromeliaceae.